Messenger RNA from Rubroshorea leprosula, 4923 nucleotides. Lineage: Eukaryota; Viridiplantae; Streptophyta; Magnoliopsida; Malvales; Dipterocarpaceae. The record is from the annotation of a GenBank genome assembly.
AAAGAAACAAAGCACAUGAAACAGAGAAAAAGAAAACCCCAAACUGUUUGAUGAUUCUUUUUCUGUACUAGCAUUCCUAAAUCUCUCUGUAAAUCGAAUCCCAUACUCAUCCAGCAUUCUUAUUUCGGAUUCUGCAUUCAAUACCAUAAAAAAAAGGAAUCGUUUUGAUUCAUCGUUCGGUUGGAUUUUCAGCAGCCUGAUUUCAUGAGUCGCACCUGCAGAUGUCGCCGGCGUUACUAGACCCCGGAGGUCCCAGCGGUCAGGUUUCUUUUUAUCCCUCAUUCAGUUUUUUUGGGUCUCAGUUAGUUUCUGAAUCUAAUCUACCGAAGGAGAAGAUGAAUCCAUCAUCCAACUUCGGUUCAGGAGGGGAUUUUAAUUUUGGGUUUUCAUAUUCAAACCAAAUGAACCCAAAUUGGGGCAUUAAUGCUUCGUCCGUCUCGCGAUCUUCGGCUCAGGUUAGGCCUAGGCUUGUGAAGAUCAGAAAGCAAUCCAAUUGCGAGAAAUUUGAAUCCAAUAGGAAUCCAGUAUCCCGUGAAGACCCGGGUGUCAACCCAUUUCGACCUGCUGUUGGGAAUUCAGCUGCAAAUUAUUCCGCUUUGGGAGGUUGUGGCUCCAUUUCUUGUGAAUUUGAAUUUGGAAAGGGUGGUAAUGAGCCAUUUGUGUUUCCAACAAGUAGCGCUGGUUUGGGUGCAAAUUCGAAUCCCCAGAGAUCAGCUUCAAGUGGGCAUUUAGGGAGAGGAGUUGUGGAGGGAAUGAGCAGUUUGAGAAUAAACACCAGCAAUGAGUGCCUGGGUAGUUUUAAGAAAAGUUCUAGUUUUGAAGAAGGGAUACUUUCUAAACUUCCAGAGGAUAUGAGGAAAUUGAACAUUGAUAGUUCUCAGAGUGAUACACUUAAGGAGAGUAAUGUGGGGAUGUUUGGGAAUGAGAAUGAUCAUUGUGUGGACUGUUCCAUUGGGAAGUGUUUGGAUAAUGAACUUCCUAUUGAUUUGAUGAAUAAGUUGAAUAUUAGAAGCACUGAGGGGGUUGAUGGCAGCAGUGUCAUACCUGAUGCUGAUGAUGGUAAGAAUUCUGUAUUUAAGGAUAGUGAAAAGGGCAUUCGUUCUUUUGCUGGAAGCUCCACACAUGCACUUCCCGAACAAAUGAAGAACUUGAACGUAAAAGAAGCUGACAAUGCUAAUAUUCCUGGUAAGAGUGAAGUCAAAAGUCUGAAGACCAAUCAUAAAGGUGGUUUUGUCUUUGGGGGCAGUAAAAGCACGGGUUAUCUUGCUGGGGAACAAGAAAAUAUAUUGUCCAAUGAGGUGGGGAGGAAGUUGAAUAUUGGAAGUGGAAUGGGAGAUUCUUCUGGUCGAGCAGAUAUUGGAUUAUCUUCUUCUCGAGUCUUUGAAAAAGAUAUCCAAACUGAGCAUUUUGAUGCUAAAAUGUCCAAUGAGUUCAGUAAAUCAGUUUCCACGGAAUUUACUUUUCAGGUGGCCCCUCAGGGUAACAAUACUGGUGGAAGUCAAGUGCCAAAUCCCACAGGCCAACCAAAAGAUGAAACCAAACCAAGUGGAUCUGGUGGGUCAACAUCUUCAUUUUCAUCUGGUGGCAUGCACUCCCAGGCAGAUUCAAACGUUUUUGGCAUGACUUAUGCUGCUGAUCCUGAAAGGAAGGUUGAUUUCAGUUUUACAACCAAUGAAGAUGACAAGGCACCAUCAUUUAUGGAAUUCAAAACUCCAGGCCCAAAGGCAAGCCCAUUCUCUGGCUUAAGUAAGAAGCUGGAAUUAAGUGCAAAAAGAGAAGCUGGGACAAGCGCAAAAGUUAAGAAAAGGAGGGGAAAGUCAAGGCAAUCUGUGCCAAUUCAACCGUGGGUCACACAAGAUUCUGUUUCAAGCUGUAAGCAAGAAGAUUCAGAGGUUUCUGAAUCUUAUCAACCAAUGGAUGUUUCACCAUAUCAGGAAACAUUAGCUGAUACUGGAUGUUCAAGAGAAACUUCCAUAGCAUCAGAUAAGUCAUUCAGUCUUGACGACAACUAUGCAUCCACGGACACACAGGCAGAAGUUCCUUCUGACACAAUAGAUGAAGAUUUGGUUGCUGCAACACAACGUAUGGAUAUAAAUGAUGGGGAGGUCAAAUGUAGGGAAACUAAUGAUGAAGGUUCUGGAGAUGUUUUAGAUAAAGGUGCUGGUACUGAAGGUCUUCCAGAGGACUCUGUUUCUGGGGCUGAGACUGAAAGCUUUAAAUCUGCAAAUGAGGAGAUAGACUUUAACCCUGAUAGUGCUAUAAAUUCAGCCGAAACCGAGGCCAGUUCAAGCUCAAACAUUGGGGGGCAAAAUAGUGAUGCCAAAAUGCAAUUCAUUUUCUCUUCUAGUUCUGAAAAUAAAAGUGGGCUGGACUUCUCAUUUGCUACAUCUUCUGCUUCUCAAGGUCAGCUAUCAGCAUCACGACAUCAUCAGAUAUCAGCGUCACGACGUCAUCAGAAAAAGAAGAAUUCGGCUAAAAUUGCUCAUGAUUCUAAUAAAUCCAGUCCAAAUGUUAGAAUUCCAUAUGCAUCACCCUCUGUACAACUUUCUUCAUACUCUGGAGCUUCAGUGUUUUUACCCUCCAUGCAGAACCAGAAAGAAUAUGUAUAUGUUUCUCACAGCAAAGCUGGAGAUAAUUCUGUGGUGAAUAAAGGACAAGAGAUCAAGCAUGAGCCUGACUUGACUUCUGCUGCAGCUGUUACAGCUCAGGAAGCGUGUGAGAAAUGGCGAUCAAGGGGAAACCAGGCUUAUACAAAUGGUGAUUUAUCCAAAGCUGAGGAUUGUUACACACAAGGUGUGAAUUGUGUCCCUAAAAGUGAGACAUCUAGGAGCUGCCUCCGGGCAUUGAUGCUGUGCUAUAGCAACCGAGCAGCUACACGUAUGUCCCUUGGGAGAAUUAGAGAUGCACUAGGAGACUGUAUGAUGGCUGCUGCAAUUGACCCUAACUUCAUCAAGGUUCAAAUUCGAGCUGCAAACUGUUGUCUUGCCCUUGGGGAAGUUGAAGAUGCAUCUAGAUAUUUCAGAAGGUGCUUACAAUCUGGCAGUGAUGUCUGUGUGGACCGAAAAAUUGCAGUGGAAGCCUCUGAGAGCCUACAGAAGGUGCAGAGAGUUUCUAACUGCAUGCGUCACUCUGAUGAACUGUUGCAGAGGAGAACAUCCGAUGAUGCAGAGAGUGCCUUGGAACUUAUUGCUGAGGCAUUGCAGAUAAGCUCGUAUUCUGAAAAGUUAUUUGAAAUGAAAGCAAAAGCUCUUUUCGUGCUGCACAAAUAUGAAGAGGUUAUCCAGCUGUGUGAGCAGACAUAUGAUUCUGCUGAAAAGAAUUCUCCUUCAUUAGAUGGACAGCUAGCAAAUCAGGAUGGUUCUGGAUUCUCAAAGGACUCUACCUUUAGAAUUUGGCGUUGUUGCCUGAUCUUCAAAUCUUACUUUCAGCUAGGAAGGCUGGAAGAUGCUAUCGCUUAUCUGGAGAAGCAAGAGGAACUGCAGUCUGUUACAGAAAGGAAUGGAAGCAACAGUCUAGAAUCAUCAAUACAUUUAGUUGCUACAGUGCGUGAGCUCUUACAACAUAAGGCUGCUGGAAAUGAAGCAUUUCAAUCAGGAAGAUAUGGAGAAGCUGUUGAACACUACACUGCUGCAUUGUCUUGCAACGUGGAGUCUCAACCCUUUGCGGCCAUUUGUUUCUGUAAUCGUGCUGCUGCAUAUAAAGCAUUGGGACAAAUAACCGAUGCCAUUGCCGAUUGCAGUCUAGCCAUAGCACUAGAUGGAAAUUAUUACAAGGCCAUUUCUAGACGAGCCACUUUGUAUGAGAUGAUUAGGGAUUAUGGACAAGCUGCUAAUGAUUUUCAGAGACUCAUUUCUCUUCUCACAAAGCAAACAGAGGAGAAGACCAAGCAAUUAGAAGGGCCUGAUAAAUCUAUGAAAUUGGCAAAUGAUCUAAGACAAGCUUGUGUGCAACUUGUUGAAAUAGAAGAAGAAGCCAGGAAGGAAGUUCCUCUGGAUAUGUAUCUCAUUUUGGGAGUUGAACCAUUUGUUUCAGCAUCUGAAAUCAAGAAGGCAUAUCGGAAAGCUGCCCUUAGACAUCAUCCUGACAAGGCUGUUCAAUCUUUGGGUAGAAGUGAGAGUGGAGAUGAUAGGCUCUGGAAGCAGAUAAAAGAAGAUGCAUACAAGGAAGCUGACAAACUGUUUAAAGUGAUUGGAGAGGCGUAUGCAGUACUUUCAGACCCUACCAAGCACUCACGAUAUGAUCUUGAAGAAGAAAUAAGGAAUGCACAGAAAAAACACACUGGAACCUCAUCUAGAGUACAUACAGAUGGUCAGAGUUAUUCAUCUGAUAGGACCGGUAGUAGACGUCCAUGGAGAGAGGUGUGGAGAUCUUAUGGCCACUCAUCCACUAAAGGAUCAGAAACCAGUCGAUCUGGCAGAUAUUUUUGAUGAUUGUGUGCAGCUUGUUUGAAGAUAAUUUUUCUGACAACUUAACAGAUUUGGGGUCUAGCAGAACAUGGAUUAGUUUCACCUGGCUAGACCUAAACAAACAGAUUGUUUACAGCACUUGCAUAUGGGAACUUACUCCAAGAAUUUUUCAAAAGUGGGAGCUCAAACCCAGAUGGAUAUCAUAUCAGGUACUUGAAAGUUUUGGUGAAAAUUGCAGUCAGUUAAUGCUGGACCUAAAGUGAUUUUUUGCUCAAGGGUUUCUCUGACAGUUUACACAUGGCUGCAAGCUUGGAGGAGAAUCCAAGGGUUUUUUCUCUUUGAAGCUCAUUUCCCAUCCCCCCCAACCAAAAAAAGAGAAAAAAACACUAACAGAGGAAAGUCUUAAACGUUGUGUACAGAUGUUGUUAACAUAACGAUCGGAGAGCUUAAAUGGCUCUGCAAUUUUCUGCUUUUAUCAGCUAAUGGGAAUAUGGAAGAGUGCUUUUUUUUACUUCGU